Molecule: messenger RNA, 2055 nt
Organism: Drosophila guanche
Lineage: Eukaryota; Metazoa; Arthropoda; Insecta; Diptera; Drosophilidae
Exons: 3
Coding region: 161-1921 (586 amino acids)
Source: RefSeq, a predicted model, not a curated record
AACUGCAGAAUAGUAAACUAAUCUAAAAUAUAGCUUUAACAUUAUGUGGAACACUUGAAGCCAAUCCGGCGACUGCGUAGACUGUGCGUGACCUGGCGAAUGGAUCGCCCAAAACGGAAAUGCACAAAAACAAACACCAUGGAGGUAACCGCUGGCAACAAUGCCAUCAAACAGUCGUCCCACAAUAUUGAUAAAGCGCCUUUUUCGCUAUUUUUCACACAUUCCGUCCUCCAGCAUGAGUACGCACUCGGGUCGCGCGUAUCUGAAUUCCUGCCUCAAAGUGCCCAUAGAUCCAUGCAACAACUGUCCGGCUCCGGUCUACAAUCGUCCGAAGCUCUGUCUGGGCAAGAAGCAGGUGGGCAGGACGGGUCGCGCCAAAAGCACUGCCUCCAUGGAGGCGGACACACCUGGAUGGACCACCCAAACGGGUAUCCGAUCGCUGGCCAAGUUCUACGACAGUAUACCUGACUACUGUGAUGUGAAGCACAUGCACCAGGAGGAGUUCUACUCUACGCUGGAGAGCCUGCGCAGCACCAGCCGCGAGCUGAGAGCCCAACCCACAGCGGUGCAGGCGCCGGCGGAGCGUUGUGCCAGUGCCAGCAGCAGUUCCGUGGGAAAGUCCAAGAAGCGCGCGGGAAAGGCGAAAAAGAAGAGACCUCCGCAGGUGCUGGAUCCAGCUCCGGGUGCAGUGCCAGCACUGAGAGGCGGCCAUGCCAAUCGCUGCUCCACGCCCGCAAUAGCCCUCACUCCCAGCUCCAGUUGCCUGAGCGAGGAGUACGACAAGUGCCUGAGGGAUCUGAGUCGUUUGAAGAGCUUCAAGGAGGACUAUGCCGUGGAGGUGGCCGACUUCAAGCGUUCCCUAAAGAGCUUCGAGGAGGAAUUCAAGCGCCCGAAAACCACCAGCAGCAGUUUCACACAGACGGCACACAAGCCCCAUCCAACGGGUCCGCCUGGGGGGCACACGGCGGAGCGAGCCAAGUGCCGCCGGGAGAUGCUGCGGCGAUGUUUCAGCGUCAACGAUUUGGCUGGGAUUCCACAGAACGCGAGUCUCCCGUCUGCCAAGUAUGGCCAGCCAAAGCUGAGCAAUUACUUUCUACAGAAGGAUGAGCAGGAGGUGGAGGAGGAGGUGCCGAAGAUUCAAAUAGAGUCGCCAUCCGUGUCUUCCAAGCGCAGCAGCAGUGCCUCCGUCUCUGGGCGAGGGCGCAGCCGUCGUGGCAGGGGACGCAAGCCAAAGAUUACAGCGAUGCAAUCCGAUCCGGAGGACAAGUGCCGGCCGCCUUUGAGAAUCUUUGAGUUGGUGGAGGAUCUGCCAAAGCGAACGAGCAGCGUCUCGCCCCUACAUCCGGUGGCGCGCCCCAAUCUGGCAGCCACUCUGCGUGCCGAAGUGUCGCGGAAGAAGGUGAAGGAGCUGAAGAACAACUGCACCUACCACGACCCCAGGCCCCAGUUCGAUUGGGAGGUACGCAAGACGCCUGCCUGGAAGUCCUUGUCGCUCAAUGAAUCACACAAAGCCUUGCUGUCCAUCCGAUUGGCCACGCGGAAGGCGGAGCAGGCGCUGCAGGAGCGCCAGUACGAUCUGCACAUGACCAUGAUGCGGCAGCGGGUCAAGUCGGCACCGCUGCUGCUGGAGGGACCCACGUUCUGGGGCCCGGAGGUGGGCAAGCUGAGCCACACGUGCCGCAGCGAGGGUCGGCGACACGCGUGCGAGAGCAGCAAGCAGCUGCGAAAGAAGUCCAGCUGCCCAGCGGCUGGGGAGGCAGACACCAAGUUGCAGCAGCUGCGAAAGAUCUAUGGAUCUGAGAAGUCGUGCUCGCGCCAGUCGCAGCGCAGCAAGCGCUCCGCCCGUCGGCCCAGGAACCAGGAGACACCCAGCCACGACAGCGGCGAUGAUUUGUGCAGCGUGGAUCGCGCCUUCCUCUAGAGACUCUCACUUAAUUCCGAAGCACCUAGUCACAAUACAUGUAAACAUUUUUUGGAUGAACCCAACGUCAGCUCUUUAUUCGGGCAGUUGCAAGCUGUGGAGCGAGGAGAAGUCUGCAAUCAGCUCUUGUCCGC